Vicia faba (fava bean) is the source of this 705-nucleotide messenger RNA. The record is from the annotation of a GenBank genome assembly. NCBI's taxonomy places the organism in Eukaryota, Viridiplantae, Streptophyta, Magnoliopsida, Fabales, Fabaceae.
AUGAUCGGCGACAAUCUCCAUCACGAAGGAGGUUGGAAGGAGGCGAAGAAGACGAAUUUUCGGAAGAAAAAAAACAAAGUCAAGGAUUUCUUUGAGCUCUUCUGGUGUAUUGGGAAGAUUUAUGAAGUUGUUAUUUCUCCUAAAAGAAACAAAAUAGGUAAGAAGUUUGGGUUUGCUAGAUUCACUGAAGUGGAGGAUGCGAGAAUGUUGGCGGUUAGACUUGACAAUGUGCAAAUUAUGGGGAAGAAGAUUCAUGCUAAUGUUUCGAGGUUUGAGAGAAAUGGUGCGGAGGCAUGGGGGCGGAGACAAUUCGUUGAGGGGUCUGUGACAUUUGCGGAUGUGGUGGCGAACAACAAGGAGAAGAACCAUCAGAUUAAGAAGUGUGUUUUUAGUUACACCUCGAAGGAGGAAUUUAGAAUGAGAUUCAUGAAGGCUUUUGUGGGUCAAUUGGCGAUUUUAAGUUCAGCGGAUAACAUUCAAGCUAGUUUAGAGAGGGAGGGAUAUUUUGCGAUAAAAAUCACACCGUUGUGUGAGAGUUUAUGUUUAUUAGAAGAAUCUGAACAAGGUGUUACUGAGGAUUUUUUUAGGGAGUGGGAUUUGAGUUGGAAGCAAUGGUUCAUGGAGGUCAAGAGGUGGAAAAGUGAGGAGAUUGAUAUCGGAAGAGUUGCGUGGGUUGGUGUUUAUGGCGUCCCGUGCCAUGCUUAG